This is a messenger RNA of Paramecium sonneborni, 1913 nucleotides long. Lineage: Eukaryota; Ciliophora; Oligohymenophorea; Peniculida; Parameciidae. The record is from the annotation of a GenBank genome assembly.
AUGAACUCUUAUUCCUUAGAGUUUAAAGAUAAAUUGAUGGAAUCAAAAUAUCAGAAGACAAAAAAACUAUAACUUCAACAAUUACAAAAAAUACAAUAGAUAAUUACUAUGAUGUUACUUAUACUAUUCUUAAUUGUUAAUGCUUUAAGACAUUAAUGGAUUGAAUUAACUGUUUGCUGUUUUAUGCUAAUUAUAUUAUUGAUAGCAAUAAGAAUGGAUUUGAAUAAAAAAUAAAAGUCUUACUUUCUAAAUACAAUUUUAGUAAUUGUGACUUUAUUCAAUUAUUUUAAAGCAUUGCAGAGUAUUUACUUUGAAUAUUCUAUUAAACCUAAUUUCUUAGAUGGUUAUAUGUUAGCACUAAUAACAAUUUCAUGUAUAUAUCUGAUAAUAUAUUAAUAGUAAUAUAUUAAGGAAGUUUUCUUUAAAAAACUUUUAUUCUUGGAUCAAUAUACAUUAUGUUACAAGUGUUUAAAUCUAAUUCAGAGGAAUUAUGGAAAUAAAUUUGUUAAUAUAUUUUUUUUCUUUGUUUUUGCUUGUUUUAGCUCUAUAAAAUAGAAAAGUUAUAACGAUAGGACUAUCUUAAUUAAUAAAAACAUCAAAAAGCAGAAUAAUAAAUGAUAAAUUUUUGUGGUUUAACAUUUUAUAUGAUUUCUUACUAAAGAGAUUCUAAUCAAAUAAUAUUAAGAGCAAGCAAUGAGAAAGAAAUAGUAUAAUUUGAAGAUCAAUAACAAUUUAACAUUUAAAUUAGGAAUAUGAGAGUAUUGAUCAAAGAUUAAGAAACAUAAAAAAAUUAUUAAUCUAAAGAAGGAAUAAAUCAUGAUGCAAAAAUGACACUUGAGAAAUUAUUAUAUUAUUAUAUGGCUUGUCCAGAGAAACUUAAAUAAUGUAUGAAAUAACCUUCUUCUGAUGCUGUAAUUAAUUUAUAAGGAGUAUUUAAUUAAGAAAAUUACAAUAUUUAAAUUCUUAAAUUUUUUGAUGAAUUGCCUAGUGCAAUUAUUCUUAUUUCUCAAAACAAAAAAGAUAUAUAUAUAGAAGAACUUAAAUUAAGAUAUAAAUUGUUUUAAUAAACACUAGAAAUUAUUGAUUAAAUUUUUUCAACUUAAAUCAAAAUGAGUCUUGUGUAUUUUACAGCUUUGCAUAAAUAUCAAUCAAUCAAACCUUAUAAUAGAAAUAUAUCAUAUUAUAAAAAAAUUUAAAGUAAGAUUUCUAGAGCAUAUAAUGAUUUUUAAAACAUUUAAGACUUUUUUAAUUUAAAUUCUUCAUUCUAAAGAACGGUGAUUCAAAAAUUUAAUUUAAUUACAUUUUUAGAUGAUACUUUAACAGAAAUUUAAUAUUAUUUUUAUUAAAGCAAGAAAUUUACAUUCUAAAUAAAAAGCAAACUUAAAAAAUAAAUAGUAAGUCAAGAUCAAAAAUAAUUGAAACAAUUAAUAUUAAAUAUAAUAUAUUUUAUAACUGAACAUAGUUAAGAUUUAAUUUUUUAUUUAGAAGAAAGUGAUGGACCAUAAUCAAAAUUAUCCUUUAUUCGCAUAAAAUUAGAAUAUCAAGGUUUUCAUUUUUGUAAAGAUUCAAUGAAAGGAUUGCCAUUUAUAAAUCCAAUAACUAUAUCAGAACUUAGACAUAAUACAGAAAAAAAUUAUUAAUUAAAUUUACCUAUGGCUGUUGUUAUUGUUAGAAAACUUGGACCUACUAACAAGAUUUACAUAAGAUAAAAUAAUAAAGGAAGUAGUUAUUUAGAAUUUUUAAUUUUUAGAGAAUUAUAUGAAGAUUUUCAUUUAAUACCACUUUAAUCAUAACAUCCUAUUAAUUAUUUGAUAAUAAAUGCAAAAUCUUCAGUUUAUGGUAAACAUGCAGCAUAUUUGGAUCUCAUGGCUCUAAGUCCAAGAAUAUAAUUAGAUAAAUUUGGAGAAUUAUGA